This is a messenger RNA of Phycomyces blakesleeanus NRRL 1555(-), 843 nucleotides long. RefSeq lists its product as hypothetical. The record is from RefSeq and is a predicted model, not a curated record. NCBI's taxonomy places the organism in Eukaryota, Fungi, Mucoromycota, Mucoromycetes, Mucorales, Phycomycetaceae. Bases 1 to 843 code for a protein of 280 amino acids. The transcript is spliced from 4 exons.
AUGCCUACUCCCAACCACAGACUCGCUCCUUCUCUUGCUAGCACUAAUGCCCAGUUGCUACAAGCUUUGAAUGCGAUGAAAGAAGAGAUGAAGGCCAUGAAGGAUAAGAUCACAUUGAUGGAUACAAGAAUCGGUGUAGUAAUCACUGGUAACAUAACCGUCAUUAAUGAUAUUGAUGCCUUGUCUGCCCUCCCAGCACCUGUGCAUGUGCCCACAAGUGUUGCUCCCACAUCUGCUGCCCUUCCCACCACCAAAUCAGGUGAUACUAAUGCUGUAUUUGGAUACAUUCAUGAUUAUAUGUGGAACCCAAAGCUAAAAUCAAGAGACCAAGCAGAAAUCCAAGCAAAUGCCAUAAAACCAAAGUGGGCAGUUGAUGUUCGUUUUGAUUGCUCUCCAAAUAGAAAGUUAGUCGAACAACUCUUGUAUUACUUGGAAAAGAAGUUUGCUGGCACUGAUAUGAGGACACGCGACCUUUGUAAGUGUAUAUACACAAACUUCUGCAGUAGACAUUGCCAGCAAAGGGAACUUCUGGAAACAAGACAAGCCUUGAAUACUAAUUCAAGAAGAUCUGGCUGUGAAACUGAUUUGGUCAUGUCUGAAGGCGAAUCAGACGAUGAUAUGUCCCCCUCUCAGCCAAGAAAUGAGAUUCGUGUUGCUCGCCCAAGUUGGAGAAGUGACAAGCUUAACAACUUCAUUACGGAGGUUGACUCGUUUGUUAUAAAGCAAUUGGGUGCAAACUCCCACCAACUGCUUAAGAGAGUUUAUGGUAGAACAAUGGAAUCAACAGUCCCAAUUGAUUUAGAUUCUGCUCUACCUCAAUGGGCUCUUAGAAAUAGGUCAUAA